Momordica charantia (bitter melon) is the source of this 2349-nucleotide messenger RNA. RefSeq lists its product as uncharacterized. The record is from RefSeq and is a predicted model, not a curated record. NCBI's taxonomy places the organism in Eukaryota, Viridiplantae, Streptophyta, Magnoliopsida, Cucurbitales, Cucurbitaceae. Gene Ontology annotation, biological process: asymmetric cell division.
CUUGAUUGUCAGUUUUUCGUUUGAAGAUCUCAUUUUUUGGUAGCAAUCAUUGCUGUUUGAGCAUGGUUCUUCAUGGAGGAGAUUUGAUUCUUGGUUUUAGGCCAUGCUCUCUCAAGAAUUGAUUCGUGGGUCAUUUUGGCUGUGAUUUUACCAUCUAGGAUUGGAGAAGAAAUGAAAAGUUCCAACUAAAAGAUUUUCCUUCCAUUUUUCUCGAGAAAGGGGAGCAGAAAUGGACUUGUGGAUUGUUGCAGCAGCUACUGGUGCUGGGUACGUAGCUAAGUACUGGAAGAAUCAAUCAGGGGAUGGGGAUGCUUUAUCUCAGUUAUCCUUUGGGGAAUCCAAUUUGGUGAGUCCUCAAUAUUCCAAUCAUCUGCUCGACAAAUUUUCACGAAGGAAGAAACGGUUUGAAGAUGUUUUUGGACAUGGAAGAAUGGAAGGAACAUCUUCAGAUCACAACCCAUUAGACAUUGCCGCUUCAGUUGCAGAAUUGGGUUCUAUGAAUGGGUUUGAGAAUGAAAAGCUGGGACUUUGGGGGAAUCAUCAAGAUCUCGAUGUGCUCUCCAUACCAAAUAUGACAUGGAAAUCCUGGAUUGACGAUAGUUCUAAAGGACAUGUUGGAGAAAGCAGUAUCAGCAACAAGAUGGCUAAUGACAUUGGAGUUUUAGUACGUGAUUCUUCUAGAAGAAUAGGCUCUUGGAGAAACAGAAGCACAGCUAAAUCCAGAUUCUUACAUGGGGAUCUUAUUAAACCUCUGAGUUCUGUAGAAGAUUGCCUUGUAUUCCGUGAGAGUUCUUUAAGUCUAUGUGAAACUAAGCUGCCUAAGGGAUCCAAUUUUGAUGCUAAAGAAAGUGUAUGCGGGGUUUCUCAACCGCCAUUCGGGUCUUUAACGACGUCUGAUAUAGUUAGUAAUAAGACAGUAAAGGGAUGGGAAAGAAACUCAAGAAGUUCCAACAAAAUGGUUAAGAGGGAAGAUUCUGCUUCAAAAGGUGCACCUGAUGAAUCAUUCAUAUUAUACCUUGGAUUUUUCAUUGGUAUAAUCUAUUCUUUCUUGUCAAGCAAGAGGGAAGUUUACAAGUUGGAAGAAUUGUUAAAGCAGACUGAGUAUUUGGUUCAAGAUCUUCAGGAGGAACUUGAAAUGAAGGACUCAUUGAAACUGAAGGAGCUUACUCAUGAUAAUUGUGAAUCGGAGUACACCUUCAGUAAUGCCUUCUCUGAGAAAACAGAGGAUGGGUCUUCUCCAAAACAUGUCAUGGAUUACACAGUAAAUUUCAACACCGAAGAACUGUACGAACAUAAGGCAGUGGAGAGUUCUGAAUCAAUGAGCAGAAUCGAAGCGGAACUGGAAGCGGAACUCGAGAGGUUGGGACUAAAUAUAAACACCCAAGGCGUGGAGAGAUUUCCAGACGAGGAUGAGCUUGACCCAGAAUUUGUAGAAGAUUUUGCUGAAGGUGAGUUGAGGAAUGACAUGAUUAAUGGACAAACCUCUGCUCGGACCAAGCCUAACGAAGAGGCAAGUGACUCGACCGCUCACUCCGGGAACUAUACAGUCUCACCAAGGGAACUGACCUUGCGUUUGCAUGACGUUAUUCAAUCAAGACUUGAAUCACGCAUAAAGGAGCUAGAGAGUGCCCUUCAGAAAAACCAGAGGAAGCUGCAGCUCAUUGAUACAGAAAACAAGAGUUCUUGGCUUGAUUUAGAUCAAAGUGGCUGGGAGAACGGUCUCAACGCCAUUUGUGUAUGGAAGAUAAGAUACCAAAACAGAGGGCAGAUGAAAGACGGUGAUUUGAUUACAAUGACAUGGAGAGAAGCAGUUGUUAAAGCUGAAGGAUGAAAACAAAACCAGAAACAGGUUAAUAUUUCUAAAUAUAACAAGAAAUAAAUUAUCAACCUAGUAAAAAUAAAAUGUGGAAGAGGGAUUAGAGUUUAAACAAAGUCUGAGUUCCAUCAUCUCUGUAAAUUCUAGGUUUGGAAUAAGUUGUCAUACCACAUUGGAAUUGAACAAUCAAAAUUUUAUAGUAUUGAUCCAAGUAUGGUUGUGACCUAGUCAUCCAUUUCUUAUGAUUUGUAUAAUAGCUAUUAAUCAUAUUCAACAAAAUUUUGAAUAUUUGAUGAGAUUUAAUAAAUUACGGAAACAAAUAACAUACAAUAUCAAGAUCCUUUAUGUAAAGAAGGCGAGCAAAAAUAGAGAGAAUUAUUCAUUCUCAUUCCCUAAACAAAACAAAGGCACUCUCAUCCAUCCAAUAAAAAUUGGGAUUUGGAUUCGGAAGUCAAUUCUCUGAACCACUUUUCUAAUUUCAAUCACAUGUCCAUGACAAGAUAAAAAUCAUCGCAAGGCUUGGGAUUCAGCAA